This is a messenger RNA of Neltuma alba, 1388 nucleotides long. Its product is annotated as LEAF RUST 10 DISEASE-RESISTANCE LOCUS RECEPTOR-LIKE PROTEIN KINASE-like 1.1. Gene Ontology annotation, biological process: protein phosphorylation. Gene Ontology annotation, molecular function: ATP binding; protein kinase activity. The coding region runs from base 198 to 1352 and encodes 384 amino acids. The transcript has 2 exons. The record is from RefSeq and is a predicted model, not a curated record. Lineage: Eukaryota; Viridiplantae; Streptophyta; Magnoliopsida; Fabales; Fabaceae.
GAGCUCCUUCAUAACAUAGCUUUCCUUUCUGAGUAACAUAACAGAGCUUUCUUGCUUGCAACGAAAAUACAGAGAGUCCGAGGAAAGAAUCCCCAUAAAUAGUAUGAUUUGUGUGUAUAUAUGUUGUUAUAUUGACAUUGAUCAGGGGUAGGUGUAUUGAUACAGGUUUAGGGAUUGGAGUCCCUGGGGUGAUAACAAUGGGGAUGAUUGCGUGGUGGUGGUGGAGGAGGAGAAAAUAUGGCGAUUCGGAUUCAAUAAGCAGAUACGCCACUCAUUCUCACAUAGACGGUAGCAAUGUCUACUUCGGAAUCCCUGUUUUCUCGUAUUCCGAGCUCGAAGCAGCCACCAACCAUUUCGACCCUUCCACAGAACUCGGAGAUGGAGGCUUCGGCACUGUUUAUUAUGGUAAGCUUGAAGACGGGCGAGAAGUUGCUGUAAAACGCUUAUACGAGCAAAACUACAAACAAGUAGAACAGUUCAUGAAUGAAGUGAGGAUCCUCACUCGUUUACACCACAAAAACCUUGUCACCCUCUAUGGCUGCACCUCCCGCCGCAGCCAGGAACUCCUCCUCGUCUACGAGUUCAUCCCAAACCGCACCGUCGCUCAUCACCUCCACCUCCACAGAGAUCCCAAAAAGCCCACCGUUUUACCAUGGUCCACUCGCAUGAAAAUCGCUGUCCAAACCGCCAGAGCACUGGUCUACCUCCAUGCCUCUGAAAUCAUUCACCGUGACAUCAAAACCAACAACAUUCUCCUCGACGAAGGAUUCAAUGUUAAGGUUGCCGAUUUUGGACUCUCAAGGUUGUUCCCCAACAAUGUCACUCACGUUUCCACUGCUCCACAAGGGACACCGGGGUAUCUCGAUCCCGAAUAUCAUAGUUGCUAUCAGCUCACCAGCAAAAGUGAUGUUUAUAGCUUUGGAGUUGUGCUCAUUGAGCUCAUAACAUCCAUGGAGGCGAUCGACAUGAGCCGGGACUCGGACUCCAUAAACUUGUCGAGCUUAGCAGUGAGGAAGAUUCAGAGGAGUGAGCUGAGCGAGCUGGUGGAUCCUUCUCUUGGGUUUGAGAGUGAUGGGGGGGUGAAGAGGAUGGUGAUAUUGGUGGCUCAGUUGGCGUUUCAGUGUUUACAGACUAAUAAGGAAUUGAGACCUUCCAUGGAGGAAGCUCUGGAGAUGUUGGAGAGGAUUCAAAGUGGGAGUGAUCGGGUACAGGAGCACCCACGAUUGCCACCGGAAUCAGCAAAAUGGGAUGAGGUUGGGUUGUUGAAGAACGCAAAUCCACCGCCUUAUUCUCCCAACAGUGUUGCUGAUAAAUGGGGAAGCGAAACCACGACGCCCAAUGUCAGUGCUUGAGCAAGUGUUCAUAAUAGGUUCUCUGUUCUCUGUAUA